UUGGAAGCCCCGCCCCUCCUUAGCUCGGCCACGAGGAGGAGGCAGCAGGAGCGCGAGGAAAAGAAGCCAAAGGCACCGGUCGCGUGCGUAAAGGAGGCAGUUCAGAGCGCGCGCGCGAGAAAGAGACAGACACAGAGGGAGAGAGAGCGGCACGCGCCCACUCCUCGCAAAAGACUCCACAGGAAAGAAGGCUUUGGACUGUGAAGCCCACCAUGAGCCCACUUGAAGCGACCCUGGCCGUCUUCCUCGUCAGCAUCCUCGACCACGUUUCUGGCAACGCUGUGAGUUUAUGUGGAAGAAAUGAGUUUCAGUGUGGGAAUAGAGACUGCAUCCCUUACAAAUGGAUUUGUGAUGGCAAAGCUGAAUGCCAAGAUGGUUCUGAUGAGUCUCUGGAUACCUGCAAAUCUGUUACCUGUGAUCCAGGCCAAUUCAGCUGUGGUGGCCGCGUAAAUCGUUGUAUCAAUAUGAGCUGGCGAUGUGACUCUCAAACUGAUUGUGAAAAUGGCUCUGAUGAAGAGAACUGCCCCCCUAAAACCUGUGCGGAUAAUGAAUUUCAAUGCAAAAAUGGGAAUUGUAUUACUCUGGACUUUGUUUGUGAUGAAGACCGUGACUGUGAAGAUGGGAGUGAUGAAGAACACUGUUCUCCCCCAACCUGUAACCCCGAAAUGUUUCACUGCAACAGCUCAGAAUGCAUCCCUAAACUUUGGGCAUGUGACAAUGAUGCGGACUGUAAGGAUGGGUCGGAUGAAUCACCAGUACUCUGUGGGAAGCAAGUGACCAACCCCUGCUCCCCACUGGAGUUCCACUGUGGCAGUGGCGAAUGCAUCCAUCAGAGUUGGAAGUGCGAUGGUAGCUUUGACUGCAAAGACAGAUCAGAUGAGGCAAAUUGUGCAAAAGUCACGUGCCGACCAGAUCAGUUUGAAUGUAAUGAUGGCACUUGCAUCCAUGGAAGUCUUCAGUGCAACAAGGAAAAUGACUGCAAAGAUAUGAGUGAUGAGGUUGGCUGUAUCAAUGUGACAACAUGCAAAGGACCAAAUAUAUUUAAAUGUGGCUCUGGAGAAUGUAUCACUAUGGACAAAGUCUGCAAUGGCCUGAAGGACUGCAGGGAUUGGUCUGACGAGCCCCUCAAGGAGUGCCGAACCAAUGAAUGUCUGGCCAAGAAGGGUGGUUGUUCCCACAUAUGUAAUGACCUCAAAAUUGGAUAUGAGUGCUUAUGUCCUGAAGGCUUCCAUUUGAUUGACCAAAGAAAAUGUGAAGAUAUCAAUGAGUGUCUCAACCCUGAUACCUGUAGCCAAAGUUGUGUGAACCUGGAAGGAAGCUAUAAGUGUGAAUGUAAAGAAGGCUACCAGAUUGACCCUGUGACAAAGACCUGCAAAGCCAUUGGCACCAUUGCAUAUCUCUUCUUUACCAAUCGCCAUGAGGUCAGGAAGAUGACUCUGGAUCGCAGUGAGUACACGAGUCUGAUCCCCAAACUCAAAAAUGCAGUGGCCUUGGACAUGGAAGUUUCCAACAACAAAAUCUACUGGUCUGACAGCUCUCAGAAGAAAAUAUUUAGCACCCCAAUAGAUACAGCUCACAACCACUCCCAUCAUACUACAGUGAUUGAUAGUGGCAUCCGAUUCCCAGAUGGCCUAGCUGUUGACUGGAUACAUGGCAACAUUUACUGGACUGACUCAGGGCUGGGCAGCAUUUCUGUGGCCAACAGCGAAGGCUCAAAGAGGAAAAUGCUGAUCAAGGAACUUGGUGCCAAGCCACGAGCAAUUGUGGUGGAUCCAGUUCGUGGGUUCAUGUACUGGACUGACUGGGGCAUAUCUGCUAAAAUCGCCAAAAGUGGCUUGAAUGGAGUGGAUAACUUUCCUUUGGUGACAGAAGGCAUUCAGUGGCCUAAUGGAAUAACACUUGACUUGGUCAACCAGCGUCUCUACUGGGUAGACUCCAAGUACCACUCGGUAUUCAGCAUUGGUGUGGAUGGGGAAAACAGGAAGACCAUUCUUAUGAAUGAGGAGAAAUUGGCUCAUCCUUUUGCCAUCACAGUCUUUGAGGAUAAAGUGUUCUGGACAGAUGUCAUCAACGAAGCUAUUUUCAGCGCCAACCGCUUGACAGGCUCAGAUAUCACCAAGGUGGCACAGGACCUAUUUUCCCCAGAGGAUUUGGCUCUUUUCCACUCUGUGCGGCAACCAAAAGGUGUGAAUUGGUGUGAAAGGAGUGGCAUGACUAAUGGUGGUUGCCAGUACCUAUGCCUUCCUGCCCCACAAAUCACCCUCCAUUCUGCCAAGUACACCUGUGCCUGUCCUGAUGGCAUGUACCUAGCCAGAGACAUGAGAAGCUGCACAACAGAUCCUGUUGUCCCCAGUACCCGAGCUCCGGUUCCCAAUAUCUCAACUCCUGUUCCCGAUAUCCCAGCUCCUGUCAAUGUCACAGAGCAGCCAUCCAUCACAAGGAUUACACCUAAGAUUCCAAGGCUGAUAAAUGAAUCUGCCCCUGUCACCCCUGAACAUACCACCCCUGAAAUGGUCACCCUUUCUCAGAAAGCUCAAAAUGGGAUUGCUGCAGAAAUAGACGGGGCUAAACAGAGGGGCCCACCAGCGCUUUCUAUUGUCCUACCAUUAGUCUUAAUUUGUCUAGUCUCUUUUGGGGCUUACCUUGUUUGGAAGAAUUGGCGACUCAAGAACACCAACAGUAUCAACUUUGACAACCCUGUCUAUCAGAAGACGACAGAGGAUGAGAUUCACAUUUGUCGGAGUCAGGAAGGGUACACAUAUCCAUCGAGACAGAUGGUCAGCCUGGAGGAUGAUGCUGCAUGAACCUGCUUCAACCCCUGAAGUGCCUCUCUCCAGAACUUGCUGCUUAUUUUCGGGGAGGAGAACCUGUGUGCCCAGCCUCCAGUUUUCUCAGCCGUCCAACACCACUUCCUGAGUGACUUGGUGGACCUUUUUGCCCACAAUCUCUAUUUUCUUUUAAGAAAGGAUUUUGAUCAACUGCUGUCUAUGGAGGACAUUGCAAAGGAAGUUUGGCAGUUUUGUUGGGUUUUUACAUUGUUUUGUAUAUUUAUUUUUUUCUUUCUUGCAUCCAGUGCUGCCAAGAUGCACUGCAGUGUCUGGUUCUCCUUGCUCUGGGCAGGGCCACUGUUUUCUCAGCCGUGAAGGAGAGUUAAGGAUUUGACAAAAGAAGAGAAGGCUUUUCUCUAUACGCACUGCUUGGUGUCUCAGGGUCUUCUCAGGGGCUGGCCUUUGUGCCCUGCUGCUCAACUUUGAAAGCAUCCAGAAGCUGGCUAGAGGCCACCAGGGAAUGAAGAUGAGGCCGGAAACCAAGCCUGCCUCCUCCGUGAGCCUCGGGAGCUUUUCCUGGGAAGUGGAGCUUAGCCGUCCAUAUGCAGACCACAAGAAAUGUGUGACUUUGUUCUCAUUGGUUCCAAAGAAAAAGCAAAAAAAAAUACAAAGCUCAAGGCCCUGUAUCUCUUGUUUGGGUCCAGGGCUGCUGGUUCCUCUUCUGUCUUUCCUUGUCAGCCCAUAUUGCACUUUUGCCUAGUUUUUCUUUGGUCCUGUUCAUGAUCUGUGUAGCCUUAUGGUCUUAUAUAACUGUAUUUGCACUUGAUCCAUUUCUGGGUGUCUGGCCCCUGCGUGCCAGGAGAAUAAGUGGAGACCAUCCAACACAAACCAAUGAGACAAACAAGCCGACUGUAGGGGAAGGGCAAAGGGGAAGAACUCUGCAUUGGCUUGGUGCAAGUCCUCUGUGUGGACAUGGGACAAGUCGAUUGUGCUGGCCAAGAAACCAGGAAACUGAAGCCAUUCCUCCUGCGUGUUCAAACUUGACCACAGGUUUGCAGUUGCCUUAUGCUGCUCCUCUUGGUGUCAGAAUCUUUCACAGCUUCCUCUUGUCUACAACUUUGCUUUGCUUGGCAUACAGUCACUUACCUCUUUAUUUAUGAACAGAAGGGUUUUUUUAAUGUGGCUAUGAUGAGGGAGGAGGGGAAUGAAGAAUAGAUUCUCCCUCUUCCAUUUCUCACUGUAAUCUCUGAUUCUGCUCUUUAGAAAGGAAUGAAUAUUUUGUAUGUGCUUCUCCUGCAGCUUUCAUGGGUGAAAGUGUUGGGUGGCCAGUGUUCUAAAGCAGGUUGAAUCAGAGCUGGUGUAUUCUUCUGCUAUUCACUGACAUUUCUGUGACGAUAAAUGGGUGAUGCCCUGACCACUUAGAAAUUCAAAAAAUGCUGUAAACCGAUAUAUAUACAAAGAAGUAGAAUUGGUGCGAAUUCAGAGAUAGCGGUGUAGUUCAGUCCUCUCCAAAGGAGGACUACAUUUCAUUAAUUCACCCAUUUCUCCUAUAACAGCAAGCAAAUGUUGGCAGCAGUCUUGAAUGAAUAAUUGGCAACUUUAUAUUCUUGGAUUAGCAGAGUCAAAUUCCCUAACGUUCAUGGCGCAAAGCACUAAAUAGUAUACCAAGCAGAAUCGGUUAAAAUGUUUUUAUUUGAAGCUGUGAAAGAUUUGGACCUCUUACUUGUAAUUAUCAAGUGUGUAAAUAAUGUAUAUGUACAAUGUUGAGAUAUCUAUAUUUUCUUUGCACAAAAGUUGCCUUGUCUAUUUGUACAUAUGUUCAUAAAAUAUGAGUUAUUUAUUUAAGUUUAUAUUCUGACAGUUGCUAAUUUGGCUCUCUCAACUGAUCUCUUCCUCAAAUUAUGCCUUUGUCAUUCUUUGUGCUUAAAACUUGGAUGGAUAAAAUAACUGUGUGUGUGUAUGUAUGUAUGGGAGCAGAUUAACUGUGAUUACAUAAAGAGCAACCCUAGUCUGGAACAAAUCUGUGAAUAUAAUGUGUAAGACAUGCACUUGAGAAAGUGUAGUUUUAAAAGAGAAUGUUUUAUACACUGUUACAUCAGACUGUUAAGAUCUCUUUUCCUAAAUUGAUGCUUUGAUUAAUAAAUCAUACUCACUUGCUGCUCCUGCUGGUGCUCUUAACAGUAGUGCCCAAAGGUAUGGGGUUAGCUGAAACCAAAAGAACAAUUAGCUUUGUCUUUUUGUAAGAUGUAUUCAUUUUGUUACUUUGGUGGGGGCAUAUUUCCUAUGCGUUUGGUCUUUCACAGGAUCUUUAACUGGCUGCCUCCCAGAAUGUUCUUAACAAUUCAGCAGGAAAUGGCAGCAGCUGGAGAUGAUCUGAAACCAUUUGCUGUUUUUGAUUCUGUUGCUGUUCCAUAUUUGGAAAUGCUUAAACUCAUGUCUGUAACGCUUAAGAGGACUUGCAUGUGGCUGUCCAAAUUCAGAAGCACAAAUGCUGGUUUGCAGUAUCCUAAGUAUGAUUAUGUUAGUGGCCUAAACAGUUUUCGAAUGUCCUGAUUUGCCUCACCUUGAGAACAGAUUGGUUCUCUUGCUUUUCUUCAUAAUGGCGUUGUCCUAAAUCAUGGGCCUUAAAGUGAGCUCCUAGUGAGAUUUUUGUUGGAGUGAAAUUUAAAAGAGGGGUGUUUCUAAAAGGAAGGGUAGUCGAUUGACUUGCAGUAUGAAAAGAACUAGCAAGGUACUUUUAGCUCCCAUUCAGAGCCAGGCAAAGACCCUUAGUGCCUCUCCUGUAUUUUGCAUCGCAAUACUUUUGCCGAGUGAGCAAGUCAAAACAACAGACUUAGGCCUAUAUAUCAUCCGUUAAGUGCUGUUCGGUCAUCCUGUUUAAUCUGCUACAAAUUCUGUAGUAGGAAAUACCUUUUAUACACAAGUAUUAAUAAUGGUGCUAAUUUGGAACCCAAAAAGUGGUGUUUGGUGAAAAAGCUGCUGCUGCUGCUGCUGCCACCAUUUUUGUGCUCUGCAGGGGACUGACGAGCUGCUUUAACCCAGUGGGUCCCCAGAUGUUUUGGCCUUCAACUCCCAGAAAUCCUAACAGCUGGUAAACUGGCUGGGAUUUCUGGGAAUUAUAGCCCAAAACACCCAGGGGAAACACAGGUUGAGAACCACUGCUUUAACCCAUUUCAUGGGCCUGUUUGUUUCUGCAGGGUCAAAAGACUGGGCUUCUUGGCGCCUUUCUCUCUUUGAUGAGUCUUAGGAGAAUUCCAGAGCACAGCUGUGGUGGCAUGAUAAGGUGAUCCAGAAUUCAGGGUGUUGAUGCUAAAAUGUCAGUAAAUCUUCCAUGCUGCAGUUUACCAAAAGGGUGGGAACUGGUGCAGGAUUGUCUAGUAAGAAUGCAGGGGAGAAGGGGAGUAGGCACCUGCUUAUUUCCAGUGGUGUAAAUAAGGUCCUUAAAAGAUGACCUAGAAAUCUGUGAAUGAUAGGGCUGUCUCUCCCUCAGUGCAGAAUCCCUGUUUCAUGCUUGCAUAAACUGACAUUCUCUGAACGAGGCAAAUACUUGUAGCUCAGAACAAUCAGGGUUCUCUAUUUCUGGAAAGAAGGCACAGUUUUCUCCUCACCAGUUUCCAGUUUGAAAGCAAAAAUGUUACAAGUCUCUCGAAAGCAGGAAAGAGUGAUCAGCCUUAAAUAAUUUUUUAAGAAUUUCUUGAGCAACAAUGCUCAUAAUGAUUGUCAGUGGCUGUCUGGUUGGGACUGAUAGAAGUCACAGUCCAAACAUGGUGGGUACCAAAUUGAUGAAGUCAGACCAGAAAUAUUUGGUUUUGUGCAUCUCUUUGGGCUUUAUGCAAGUGCUGAAUGAAUGAGAGUCCUCUUUGCAACUACAGAGCUCUACGUUUUUUUAAAAAAAGAGUGCCCUUUAAAAAAAAUGGGAAUGUUACCCAGAAUAUGCCGAAGUUCAAUAAAUCUUGAAAUACACUGAAACUGA
Messenger RNA from Anolis carolinensis (green anole), 6741 nucleotides. RefSeq names its product low density lipoprotein receptor (gene ldlr). The record is from RefSeq and is a predicted model, not a curated record. The transcript has 18 exons. Gene Ontology annotation, molecular function: low-density lipoprotein particle receptor activity; calcium ion binding; protein binding. Bases 213 to 2804 code for a protein of 863 amino acids. Gene Ontology annotation, cellular component: early endosome; plasma membrane. NCBI's taxonomy places the organism in Eukaryota, Metazoa, Chordata, Lepidosauria, Squamata, Anolidae. Gene Ontology annotation, biological process: cholesterol homeostasis; receptor-mediated endocytosis involved in cholesterol transport.